This is a messenger RNA of Hibiscus syriacus, 1394 nucleotides long. RefSeq names its product tRNA-specific adenosine deaminase TAD1. Gene Ontology annotation, molecular function: double-stranded RNA adenosine deaminase activity; tRNA-specific adenosine deaminase activity; double-stranded RNA binding. The record is from RefSeq and is a predicted model, not a curated record. Gene Ontology annotation, cellular component: nucleolus; cytoplasm. The transcript is spliced from 11 exons. The coding region runs from base 42 to 1277 and encodes 411 amino acids. Gene Ontology annotation, biological process: RNA processing; adenosine to inosine editing. NCBI's taxonomy places the organism in Eukaryota, Viridiplantae, Streptophyta, Magnoliopsida, Malvales, Malvaceae.
CAGUCUCACCAUUUCAGUUUUCGGUUGCUUGACUUGCUGCAAUGGAGUCCGAGUUGGAAGUUGAAGAAAAACAAUGGGGACCCAUAGUUGCAGACAAAGUGUUUUCACUCUAUAGCUCACUUACAAAGAAGGGGAAGCCUCAGGGACGUGAAGUCUCCGUUUUGGCUGCUUUUCUUCUCUCAUCUCCCUCUCAAGAUAUGGAAGUGGUUGCAUUAGGCACAGGAACGAAAUGCAUAGGGCGCUCUCGAUUAACCCAUCGCGGUGACAUUGUGAAUGAUUCCCAUGCUGAAAUUAUUGCUCGCAGGGCUUUGUUAAGGUUCUUAUAUGGGAAGAUUCAACGCCUUAAUAACAACUCGAAUAAAGAAGAACAAAAUGGCACAUCAGAGCUGCAAACCGGUUGCCUUGAACACUCGGUUUGCCAGUUGGAAUCGGGUGGUUCUGGUGAAAUAAAAUAUAAACUCCGAGCAGGGUGGAAAUUUCAUUUGUACAUAUCUCAGAUGCCAUGUGGGGAUGCUUCACUUAGUUCGGCACCAUCUUCAAUUAAAGAGCAUGGAGAUAGCUCACAACUAAUUGGCUUGGUUCAGAGGAAGCCUGGUCGAGGCGAUACAACAUUGUCAGUUAGCUGCUCUGACAAAAUAGCUCGUUGGAAUGUUGUUGGAGUUCAAGGGGCUCUGCUUUCAUACUUUCUUCAACCUGUUUACCUCCAUUCUAUUACUGUCGGAAGAUCCCCUUAUGUUUCUGAGGAUAUUUGGCUGGUGAAACAAUUGAAAAGAUCCUUGUAUGAUCGGGUCAUACCAUUUUCAAAUGAGCUUGUAAAGCCUUUUCAAGUUAACAAGCCAAUAUUUUGCGCUGCACCAGUACCCCCAAAGGAGUUUCAGCAUUCUGAGACAGCUCAAGCCACCUUAACUUGCGGGUAUUCAAUAUGUUGGAAUAAGUCUGGUCUGCAUGAAGUUGUUCUUGGAACUACUGGUCGAAAGCAAGGCACGUCCUCUAAAGGGGCAGUUUAUCCAUCUACUGAAUCAUUGUUGUGCAAGAAGUGGAUUUUGGAAACUUUCUUGUCACUAAGGGAUGAAUGCAAAACCGAAUGCUCAUUCAGUGAGGUCUCUUAUCGAGAAUUCAAGGACAGGGCCGAAGAAUAUACCUUAGCUUCCAAAGUUUUCAAGGGGAGACCUCCUUUUCAGAAUUGGCUAACAAAACCCUUAAACUUGGAGAAUUUCUCAAUGAUCGGUAAUGAGGGCAACCAUCCCUCCUCCAAGUCAUGUGACUUUCCAGGGUGAUCAAUUGGUUAAUUGGUUCAAGCGAGUCCAUAGAAUUGGAUAUGGAAGAGAAUACAUGCCCCGAUCAGAGCCGUCAGAUAUUUAUGUUUUGUCGUAAUUGUUGCUAACCCUUUUUCA